AAUUAAAAUAACAAGAACGAACAGGGCUCGCAGCCGUUUUCGCCGUCCGUCUUCGUGUCCGUGACGCAAAAUUGUUACUUUUAUGCUACUCCCCGCUCCACCCACGCAAGAAGCAGCAGCAGCCGAGUGUUUAGCAUAUUUAGGAUGAGUGUUUUACCGUUUGUACGCGGCGUUGACUUUACAAAAAAUGAUUUCAGCAAAACAUUCCCCAGCUCCAUGCGGCAAAUGUCGAGUGUCCAGUGGCUGACACUGGACCACACACAGCUACACGAGAUCCCCGAGGAGCUGGGCCACCUGCAGAAGCUGGAGCAUCUGUCACUCAAUCACAAUCGGCUGGAGAAGCUCUUUGGUGAGCUGACGGAGCUGACAAGCCUGCGUUCCUUGGAUCUGCGACACAAUCAGCUGAAGAACAGCGGCAUUCCGCCGGAAUUGUUCCAUUUGGAGGAGCUGACGACGUUGGAUCUAUCGCACAAUCGACUCAAGGAGGUGCCCGAGGGAUUGGAGCGUGCCAAGAAUUUAAUAGUGCUAAAUCUAAGCUAUAAUCAAAUUGAUAGCAUACCCACGCCGCUGUUCAUCCACUUGACGGAUCUGCUCUUUCUCGAUUUGUCGCACAAUCAAUUGGAGACGCUGCCGCCACAGACGCGACGUUUGAUCAAUUUGAAGACAUUGGAUUUAUCAAAUAAUCCACUGGAGCUGUUCCAGCUGCGUCAGUUGCCAUCGCUGCAGAGUCUCGAGGUGCUGAACAUGAGUGGGACACAGCGAACGCUACUCAAUUUCCCCACCAGCAUCGACAGUCUGGCCAAUCUCUGUGAGCUGGAUCUAUCGCACAAUGCACUGCCCAAGUUGCCCGACUGUGUGUACAAUGUGAGCACCUUGGUGCGCCUCAAUCUCAGUGAUAAUGAGAUUAACGAGCUGAGCGCCAGCUUGGAGCAUUGGCAACGGCUCGAGUCAUUGAAUUUAUCCCGCAAUCAGUUGACCAUCCUGCCCGCCGCCCUCUGCAAGCUGUCGCGACUGCGACGACUCUUUGUCAACGAUAAUAAGCUGAAUUUUGAGGGCAUCCCGUCGGGAAUUGGCAAACUGGGUGCCCUCGAAUGCUUCUCGGCGGCAAACAAUUUGCUGGAAAUGGUGCCCGAGGGAUUGUGUCGUUGUGGUGCACUUAAGCAGUUGAAUUUGAGUAGCAAUCGAUUGAUCACACUGCCGGAUGCCAUACAUCUGUUGGAGGGACUCGAUCAAUUGGAUUUGCGUGAUAACCCGGACCUGGUGAUGCCACCGAAGCCCAGUGAAGCCAGCAAGGCGACCAGUUUGGAAUUCUACAACAUUGAUUUCUCGCUGCCAACACAAUUACGUUUGGCCGGAGCCGCCGUGCCUCCAUCGAUUCCCGCAACGUCCACGCCCAAGGAUGCGACGGCGCGUAAGAUUCGUUUGCGUCGUGGCCCGCGGGCGGAAGGUGAUGGCGGCCAGGAUGCGGCCAAGGUGCUAAAGGGCAUGAAGGAUGUGGCCAAGGAUAAGAAUAAGGAUGAUAACGAUGCCACGCAUGCGGAAUCAUUGAAACCAAAACGAUGGGACGAGUCACUGGAGAAGCCACAGCUGGACUAUUCCAAAUUCUUUGAGAAGGAGGAUGGUCAACAGCCCGGUCUCACCAUCUGGGAGAUUGAGAACUUUCUGCCCAACAAAAUUGAGGAAGUGGUUCAUGGUAAAUUCUACGAGGGUGAUUGCUACAUUGUCUUAAAGACCAGAUACGAUGAACUGCACACGCUCAGCUGGGAGAUCUUCUUCUGGAUUGGCAAUGAGGCGACGUUGGAUAAGAGAGCCUGUGCCGCCAUCCAUGCCGUCAAUUUGCGCAAUUAUCUGGGCGCCCGGUGUCGCACCAUUCGCGAGGAGCAGGGCGAUGAAUCCGAAGAGUUUCUCGCACUCUUCGAAACGGAGGUCAUCUACAUCGAAGGCGGACGCACGGCCACUGGUUUCUAUACCAUCGAGGAGAUGAUUCACAUUACACGAUUAUACCUGGUGCAUGCCUAUGGCGCAAGUAUUCAUCUGGAGCCGGUGGCCAUGGUCCUGCAAUCGCUGGAUCCACGGCAUGCCUUCGUCCUGGAUGUGGGCACACGUAUACAUAUCUGGUUGGGCAAACGAUCCAAAAAUACGCUCAACUCAAAGGCCCGCCUCAUGGCCGAGAAGAUUAACAAGACGGAGCGCAAGAAUAAAUGCGAUAUACUUGUCGAUAUGCAGGGUGAGGAGAGUGCCGAGUUCUGGGAAGCAUUCGAUGUGCUGCCCGAGGAGGUGGCCGAUCUGCCGCCACCGGAGGAACAUAUCGAUGAGGACUAUGCGCCCGUCCAGCCACGCCUCUAUCAAGUGCAACUGGGCAUGGGAUAUCUGGAACUGCCGCAGGUUGAGCUGCCGGAACAGAAGCUAUCACAUACGCUGCUCAAUAGCAAGCACGUCUACAUCCUCGACUGCUACACGGAUCUGUUUGUCUGGUUUGGCAAGAAGUCAACCCGCUUGGUUCGUGCCGCCGCCGUCAAGUUGAGUCGGGAGCUCUUCAACAUGAUGGAUCGUCCGGAUUGUGCGCUCGUCAUGCGUGUUGCCGAGGGCAAUGAGAUGCAAAUCUUUCGCAUCAAAUUCCCCGGCUGGGAUGAGGUUAUGGCUGUCGAUUUCACCCGCACGGCCAAAUCGGUGGCCAAAACUGGAGCCAAUCUCACCGAGUGGGCGAUUCAACAGAAGACGCGUACGGAUCUGAGGGCAUUAUUUAUGCCCCGACAGAGCGCCAUGCCAUUGGCUGAGGCUGAACAGCUGGAGGAGGAAUGGAACUACGAUCUCGAGAUGAUGGAGGCCUUUGUGCUCGAGAACAAAAAGUUUGUUCGCCUGCCCGAGGAGGAGCUCGGACAUUUCUAUACCGGUGAAUGUUAUGUGUUUCUCUGUCGCUACUGCAUACCCGUCGACGAUGUGGACAGUGGGGAACCUGGUGCAACUGGUGGUGCUGGUGCUGGUGCUGAGGGGAUUGGCGGGGAUGACAGCAAGUCAGCGCCGCCAGAGGAUGAAAUCGAGUGUGUCGUCUAUUUCUGGCAGGGACGCAAUGCCGGCAACAUGGGUUGGCUCACAUUCACAUUCACGCUGCAAAAGAAGUUCAAGGCCAUGUUCGGUGAGGAGCUCGAAGUGAUGCGCAUCUUUCAGCAGCAGGAGAGCCUUAAAUUCAUGUCCCACUUCAAGCGCAAGUUCAUCAUCCACACCGGCAAACGCAAGAGCAAAUCUUUAACGCCCGAUGGCAAACCCGCCGUCGAGUUCUUCCACCUGCGAUCCAAUGGCGGAGCAUUGACCACACGACUCAUACAAAUUCAGCCGGAUGCAGUGCACCUCAACUCGGCAUUCUGCUAUAUUCUUCAUGUGCCAUUUGAAACGGAGGACGAGUCACAGUCGGGCAUUGUGUAUGUCUGGCUGGGCAGCAAGGCAUGCAACGAGGAGGCGAAACUGGUCCAGGAGAUUGCCGAACAGAUGUUCAACAGUCCCUGGGUGAGCCUGCAGAUACUCAACGAGGGCGACGAGCCGGAGAACUUCUUUUGGGUGGCAUUGGGCGGUCGCAAGCCAUACGACACGGAUGCGGAAUAUAUGAAUUACACGCGACUAUUUAGGUGCUCCAAUGAGCGUGGUUAUUUUACGGUUGCCGAAAAGUGUGCCGACUUUUGUCAGGAUGAUCUGGCUGAUGAUGAUAUCAUGAUACUCGAUAAUGGGGAGCAUGUCUUCCUCUGGAUGGGACCACGUUGCAGUGAGGUUGAGGUCAAGUUGGCAUAUAAAUCGGCCCAGGUUUAUAUACAGCACAUGCGGAUCGAACAGCCUGAAAGGCCGCGCAAACUAUUCCUCACCAUGAAGAACAAAGAAUCGAGACGUUUCUCCAAAUGCUUCCAUGGCUGGAGUGCAUUCAAGGUGUACAUUUAAAGGCCGUGCGGUGCCGUGACAGAGUAUCCGCCGGACAUGACAAUUUUCGACUGCAAUAUAUAAACACACACGCACACAUACCCGCAAACACACCCACACGACAAGAAAAUCGCCAGCAAAAUGUUUGUACUUUUAUAAUGUAUUUAAUUGUUUAUUAUUUUAUUUAGAUCCGUUGUUUAUUUUAUUUUACUUAUUUUUUUUUAUGUAUAUAUAUAUACAUAUAUAUUUCGCCGCCCAAUUAAUUAAUUAAUUUAACACUCGCCCUUGUCUACGCAAAGUAUUCUUUUAUCUACAUAUAUAUACUAUUGUAUGUACUACUUAUUAUAUACAUAUAAACUAUUUAUAUGCUGAGCCGGCGAAAUUUUUGUGCUAGUCCAGAAGGAUGUUAAUCCUCAGAAAUCGAAACGAUAUCGUUAACGAAAUAAAUCCAAACAAUUGCUAAUUGCACAAUGUCUUGCUGCUUGCAAAAAUUCGCCAACUAAUUGUACAAAAUCAUAUUUAUUGCAAUUAAUCAAUUAUACAAUGAAAAUGAAUAAAAAUGCCAAUUUAAAACUCAA
Molecule: messenger RNA, 4484 nt
Organism: Drosophila innubila
Lineage: Eukaryota; Metazoa; Arthropoda; Insecta; Diptera; Drosophilidae
Gene: fliI
Product: protein flightless-1
Exons: 4
Coding region: 145-3927 (1260 amino acids)
Biological process (GO): myofibril assembly; actin polymerization or depolymerization; actin filament severing
Cellular component (GO): nucleus; actin cytoskeleton; cytoplasm
Molecular function (GO): actin filament binding; phosphatidylinositol-4,5-bisphosphate binding
Source: RefSeq, a predicted model, not a curated record